AUGGCGCCUCUCACUUUCCCUUCCCCGGACUUCCAGCUGGAAAUCAAGAGUAAUUUCAAAGUCGAGGGUGGAUGCAAGGAUUUUGAAGCCGCCUUUGCCCGUCGAUCAGUGAUGCUAUUGCGCCGUCUGCUGGGUGAAGAACGCCUCACAGAGCUCCUCCGUGACGAAAUCACCGCCAGUGACGCCUACUGGAAAAAGACCGCCGCCGCUUCCAACGGAAAGUGGCGCGCAUCUCGCAUCCAUGUAUCUCCUCGUGGCCUCUCAGUCAAGGACUUCCACUUGUGGUUCGCGGGAGAGGGCUCUCCUGAUCCAGAGAAGAUUGCCUCCCACCCAGAGCACUGGGUUAUCUACACCGUCCCAGGCUCAACCGAUAUGUCUGUCCUGGAAACACUGGGCGACAAAGUCACGCUCUUCAACAUGAUUCUCGUUGAUGAGGUCCCGGAUUUCAUCGAUCAGGUUGCAGACCAUCCUAUCAAGAUGAAGUUCCGAGGAUUCACCGAGGGAAACACUCACAUGGUUGAAGUGUACCACCAAUUGAAGGAGCACGAGGAUGGGCAAGGAUUCGAUGCCGACCUGGCAGUUUAUUUCCCGGCUGCUGUUGAGGAUGAUCUCAUUGAAACUCAUCGCCAGCACUUGCUUGUUGAAUUCAACAAUUGGUUCCAACAAGCCUACCUGGCUAAGGCUUGA
Messenger RNA from Penicillium verhagenii, 687 nucleotides. RefSeq lists its product as uncharacterized. The coding region runs from base 1 to 687 and encodes 228 amino acids. The transcript has a single exon. Lineage: Eukaryota; Fungi; Ascomycota; Eurotiomycetes; Eurotiales; Aspergillaceae. The record is from RefSeq and is a predicted model, not a curated record.